Molecule: messenger RNA, 1662 nt
Organism: Acanthopagrus latus (yellowfin seabream)
Lineage: Eukaryota; Metazoa; Chordata; Actinopteri; Spariformes; Sparidae
Gene: bcl2l10
Product: BCL2 like 10
Exons: 3
Coding region: 185-799 (204 amino acids)
Biological process (GO): extrinsic apoptotic signaling pathway in absence of ligand; intrinsic apoptotic signaling pathway in response to DNA damage; regulation of apoptotic process
Cellular component (GO): mitochondrial outer membrane
Molecular function (GO): protein homodimerization activity; protein heterodimerization activity
Source: RefSeq, a predicted model, not a curated record
GUUUUGCCUUUCCGUGGGUGAGGUGUCGCUUCCCUUCUACUCACAUAUGCCGGUACUUUUGCGGGUUUUUUUGCGGGCAGCGUUGGAGGAGUAGGCGGAGGCGGAGGAGGCGCUUCAGAUAAAUGUGAGCCUGCUGAAGGGAAGCUGACUCUGAGUGUACCGAGGUUCUCCUUCCGCCGUCCGUAUGUGCAGAGAGCAGUCUGAUAUCGCUGGGAGGAAAAUGUCGUGCGGGCUGUGGAAAGAGACCCUGGCUCUGGGAGAGGACUACCUGUCCCUGUGCUGCACAAGCCCCCGGCCAGCCCCUCCACCUCCCAGCGAGUCAGCCGCUGCCAUGAGGCGCCUGGCCCAGGACAUGGAGGCACAGCACCAGGCUCGCUUCCACUCCCUCGCCCAGACCUUCCUGAGGCAGUGCGGGCCAGACCCCUGCUCCAGCCUCAGGAAGGUGAUGGAGGAGCUGGUGGGAGAUGGACACUUGAACUGGGGGAGGGUUGUUUCCCUUUUCACCUUUACUGGGGUGCUGGCCAGACAGCUGCAGGAGCAGAAGGACAAGAAGCUGGGGCUGGAACCCGGGCAGGAACUAGGACAGGGGCCUGGAAACUGCAGGGGACUGGCAGAGACCAUAGCUGAUUACCUGGGAGAGGAGAAGAAAGAGUGGCUGCUGGAGAAUGACGGAUGGGAGGGGUUCUGUAAGUUCUCCCGCAGUGCCAGAGAGGUGAGUCAGGAAUCAUCCAUGAAGACGGCGCUGUUUGCUGCCGCUGGUGUAGGCCUCGCUGGACUCACCUUCCUCCUGGUGCGCUAGCUGGCCUUCGACGUCAUUGACACGUCUUGUUCCAUGUUCUCCUUUUCAUUUGGCACAAUUUAAGUAGACAUUUGAAUUCUAACAUCAAUGCUGCAAAAACAGGCGUAAUCUGUAGUGAAUUCAGGGUUAUAAUCUCAAGUCAUCAACUGAAUGUUUGCACAUACUCGUAACCCCCCCACACACAUUAAAACUGACAACUUGUCACUUGCUCCUUAAGAUUGUAAAAAAUGAUCUCAAUGCCUUCAGAAAUUUUGGAGUUGGUGACAUCAGUCUGCAUAUCCUAGACAGGUGAAUUACUGAAGCACAGGUUUCUGCAUACAGUCAUCCUUCUUUCAAAGUUUGUGUUUUCAGCUGUGCAGCUAAAAGUCUUUUCAAUUGUCACACAGCUUCUGGUUUUUAUUUGAAACUCGUCAGCUGCCUUUUUAUUCAUGUGUUUACCUGCGUUGUGUAUGUGGUAUAGAGCCAUUCAAGUGUACAAUGUAUAAAUUAAUAUAUUAUAUUUAUAUGAAAUGAAGCUGUAAGCAGUGGCCCUUUUUUUUUGUUCCCUUCUAACUGAACCACCGCUAAUUCAGUUGCUCAUUGUUUGAGACUGUCCUACAUCUUUCAUGUGAAGUGUCUGUGAUUUACAUGGGCCAGCAGAGCUGUAUGCAGGUCAGACGACCACACAACGGUGCUACGUGUUGUGAAAUGUUUCUCAUAUCGAUCUAACCAGGGACCAAUCUGACUUCAAACAUAUUGCUUGUAGAACAAAUCGUUGCUAUGGCAUUCCCCACUAUGAUCUCUUAAACAUUAUAUUUUUUACAUUGUUUUGUUCUAUUUAUUUGUCACUUUGGUUUUUUUUUUGUUUUUUUAAUAAAAAAAAA